AGUAAAAAGUAAUUUAUAAAUUGGAGCGUGAUACAGCCCUGGAAUCCCCACUACGGAAAUAGUAGCAAGAAACGAUCGCCAUAUCGUGUCUCGUGUUUCGUUAUUUCUUAAAGUUUUUUUAAAUAAAGCAACACUAUUAUAUUACAUAAUAAUUAUAAAACUGUGGACUUGAUGAUUCGAGCCUCAGCAUAAAAAAAUAACAGAGAUAAAUCUCCCCGUGAAAACUUUAAAAAAGGUUAGUUUCUUUUUUUUAUUUAUCAACAAUGGAACGUAAACAAUCUGCUGGGAUUAAAAAAGAGGAGAAUAAUAAAAAACUUGGAGCUGAUAGAAAUGAUCAUCGUGAAACUAUGGCAGAAGCAAGUGAUGAAGAAGCUGUUGAAUUAGCAGAAGAAUCAAUGGCCCCAGUAUUAAAACAGAAAAAAUCAAAAUUAGUAAAAGAAUCAAAGUAUGAAUCAACAAAACUUGAAGACAACGUAGCGCAAGUAUUGCAGCGUUUUAAACGUGGGUGUGAGUGUCAAGAUGAUCAGUGUUUUAAGGGAUUAAAUCCCGAGGCAGUGUAUCGUCAUCGUCUGAAUAUCGCCGAGUUAACAAAAGCUGAGCACGAUAUGUAUUUAAUGGGUGUGACAAUGGCAUGUUUAGCGAACCCAAAUCAAACAGCGCGUCACACCGAGCGUCGCCGAUUACGUGCUCAGUAUGUUUAUCAAGGUCGUCGCGUUUGUCUUGAUGCAUUUCUCUACCUCGAAAAUUGCACGCACUAUCAAAUAAAACGAAUCAGGAAGCAUUUGGUGACCCACGGUGUAACACCUCGCGUGCAUGGUAACCAUGGAAAAAUUCCUCAUAACACAUUUUCACUGGAUAUUUAUCAGAUAGCCACCGAAUUUCUAAAGUCGUUCAUCAAAGAGCAGGAAAUAAAUCAAAAGGCUAUAAAAACGUCAAUUAAAAAUUCAACUGCGAUCCAUUUACCCGCAGAGAUAACUCGGAAAACGGUGCAUGAUUUAUACAAAGAUUACUGCAAAAAAUUGUCACCGACUAUAAAAGUUAUGGGCUACUCAACAUUUCGAAGAUUUAUGAAAGUACAAUUUCCUCACAUUAAAUUUGCAAAACUCGAAUUUGUCAUAAGGCCGCAGCAGAAUCAGUCAUCUGUUGCUGCUGCAAGCAUUAAUGAUAACAGACGAAUGGGAGUGGAGGUGGAGGCUGAAAUCACAGAAACGGAAACCGAACCAGAAGCAACAGAAUCGUUACAUUUUAUCACCGAAAAUGCAGAUAUGAUUCCAAUUGUAAUUGCUACAAACGAUAUUGAACACUAUAAUGAUAACAAUGCAUAUUUUAUAACACCAACUCAUAAAUUACACGGAGAGUUAAGUUAUCAAUUAACCAGUACUGGUUUAUUGGUAAAUAGAUCUGGGCUUCCAAUAACUGUUGCUAAUAUUAAUUCUGUGUAAAAUUUUUUUUUGUCGCAACAUUAAUUCUGGUCAUUAUGAUUCAAUCAUAUGUUUCUCUUUAUUGUAGUUAUAA
Messenger RNA from Cotesia glomerata, 1515 nucleotides. RefSeq lists its product as uncharacterized. The transcript is spliced from 3 exons. NCBI's taxonomy places the organism in Eukaryota, Metazoa, Arthropoda, Insecta, Hymenoptera, Braconidae. The coding region runs from base 264 to 1442 and encodes 392 amino acids. The record is from RefSeq and is a predicted model, not a curated record.